Messenger RNA from Aspergillus welwitschiae, 2340 nucleotides. Its product is annotated as BAR domain-containing protein. The coding region runs from base 1 to 2340 and encodes 779 amino acids. Gene Ontology annotation, molecular function: protein binding. The record is from RefSeq and is a predicted model, not a curated record. The transcript is spliced from 9 exons. Gene Ontology annotation, cellular component: cytoplasm. Lineage: Eukaryota; Fungi; Ascomycota; Eurotiomycetes; Eurotiales; Aspergillaceae.
AUGUCUCGAUACGGCGACUACCGUCGCUCUACUGGGGCUCUCGACGAGGACCACUAUUCGCGGGAACGUGAGCGUCACCGUCACCGUCACCGUUCACGUGGACCCCCGGUACUCGAGCGCCCCCGCCGUGUCGAAGAGGAUGAUCGCUUCGAAUAUCGCCUUCAGGAACAGGAGCGAUACGGCCCCCCUGCCCGUCGCUCCGAAAUGUUCUACGAGGAUGAACAUCUAGCCUACUCCCCAGGUCCGCUGGUCACCUACCGCCAUGCCGAGAGCCCUCCCCCGCGCCCGCGCCUUCUGCGCCGGCAGUCUUCCCUGGACACUUUUGACCGCCCAACACGCAAGAUCGAUGAAUAUUACUAUAGCGACUACCCGCCUAGAGCUCCUCCUAGUCCCCCGCCAAUGCGAAGACGGGGCUCUUUCCACCGUGUUCGUUCGCCCGACUACUACGAGGAAAUUCGUAUUGCGGAACCAGACUACUAUGGCGACGAAGAGUACCGGGAGUUCCGUGAGCGGGAUCGGAUUGUCGAGCGCCCACGUCGCUCAGUGAGUCGGUUUCGUGAGAGAAUGGUAGAGGAAGUCGACGUGGAGAAACCGUAUCCUCGGAAAGGCAAAACUCGCAUGCCUCGCAAACUGGUUCACACCAGCGCGAUCCGCGAAUUUGGCUAUCCGUAUGAGGAAGAGGGGAAAAUGAUCAUCAUCCAGGUUGCUCUUUCUAAGGAGCAGAUCGACGAGGUCAUCAGUCGAAGUCGUGAGAUGAAGCGCAUGACCGAGACACGUUAUAAGCAUACUUCCUCACCCUCACCCGUCCGUGACAGAAAGCGCGAACGCAUAGUGGAACGAAUCGCUAUGGACAGUUACACCCCCCGCACGAGCCAUGAGACUUUGCUCAUCGAGCCAUCUCCAUCCCGGCACCGGUCGCGGUCGCGCCAUCACCAUCACCAUCACCACCAUGGCGAGCUAGAGGAAAAGAAAAUAACCAGGACGGUCUCUCGGACACGAAACGUGUCGGUCCAGGGUCGCCCUCGCCGUCGGUCAUCGCCCGUGCGUAGAAUUGAGCGGUAUGACGAUGGAGCGCAGUCCACUAAGCUUCAGUCCGGCCCACUUGCCAUCGUUGUACGCCCGCGAGACAGCGAUGACGAUCUGCGGGAAUACACGCAAUUCGAGCGACGUGGCGGUGGAGAGAUGAUCCGGGACACGGAGAUUAUUGGCGACGGCGAAGAAGAGGAGAUCCUCGAGGUGAAAAAGGAUCGCAGAGGUAGGAUGAGCCUUGUCCGACGCAAGCGCGAUGCUGCCUGGGUGCCUGGCUCAUGCCGGCAUGAAACCGUGGCGGUACCAGCGAUACGAAGGCGGUGUCGCACCAAUGAACGGAAAAUAUAUCGUGCUUUACUCGGAAACUCAAGAGACUUAGUGUCCAACUACAUCAUGGAUAAGUUCCAGGCGUUCGGAAAGAACCUCAGCGCGAGCUUCUCGCCCUUUGCUGCGCGCACUCAGCAGAUGAUCAAGGAGCAGCUCGGCCAGGCCGACGACCGGACUCAACUCCCCGAUGAGUACAUCGAGCUGGAGAAGCGGGUGGAUGCCCUGAAGAUUGUCCACCAGAAGCUCCUUCAAGUGACUUCCCAAUACUCCAACGAGGCGUAUGACUACCCGCCCAACAUUCGCGAAUCCUUCAACGACAUGGGCCGCACCAUCAGCGAGAAGGUCCAGCUCCUUUCCCAGGCCUCCUCUCCCGCCGAGGCUCAGGCUGCCCUGACUGCCCCUCCCUCGGCCAAGCCGCAGCCCAAGACCUUUAACCACGCUAUUGCCCGCGCCUCUCUGGCAGGUUCCCAGACUCUGGCGCAGAGCUCGCAUGGUGAGGACCCUCUGGCCACUGCGCUGGAGAAGUACGCUUUGGCGUCGGAGAAGGUGGGCGAGGCCCGUCUGGCCCAGGAUGCUCAGAUCCAGUCUCGCUUCUUGGCUGGCUGGAACACCACUCUUAACACGAACUUGAUGUUCGCGGCGAAGGCACGUAAGAACGUCGAGAACGCUCGUCUUAUGCUCGACUCAAUCAAGGCAAGCAAGAAGGCCGCAGUCAGGGGUGACUGGGACAGCCUGAGCGAGGAGGCUCGUGCGGAGAUCGAACAGGCAGAGGAUGAGUUCGUCGGACAGACCGAGGAGGCUGUGAGCGUGAUGAAGAAUGUCCUCGAUACCCCCGAACCUCUGCGGAACCUGGCCGACUUGAUCGCGGCGCAGCUAGAGUACCACAAGCGGUCUUACGAGAUACUCAGCGAGCUGGCUCCUGUUGUCGAUGGCUUGCAGGUUGAGCAAGAGGCCAGCUACCGUAAGAGCCGUGAGGGCGCUUAA